Portunus trituberculatus (swimming crab) is the source of this 4122-nucleotide messenger RNA. RefSeq names its product lysophospholipid acyltransferase 5-like (gene nes). Gene Ontology annotation, biological process: phosphatidylcholine biosynthetic process; lipid modification. Gene Ontology annotation, cellular component: membrane. NCBI's taxonomy places the organism in Eukaryota, Metazoa, Arthropoda, Malacostraca, Decapoda, Portunidae. The transcript is spliced from 11 exons. The coding region runs from base 466 to 1614 and encodes 382 amino acids. Gene Ontology annotation, molecular function: lysophospholipid acyltransferase activity; 1-acylglycerophosphocholine O-acyltransferase activity. The record is from RefSeq and is a predicted model, not a curated record.
UGUCAGUCCGCCAUGUAUGGGAUGCUUACUAUGCCGUCUCACACAUGUAGACCACGAAUCGCAGUGGAAAUCAGUGAUGAUGCAUUAGUGUGGUAUUAAUGACCUCAGGAGUGUGGAUGAAUUGGGUGGAAGCGUGUAAUUCAAGUGUAUGGAGAUGUAGCCUUAAACUGUAGUGUGGUGGGUGUGUGUCUGUACCCACGUGCCCGCAGUGGAAUCCUAGGGGAGGAGUGGGCGGUUGCAACAUAGCCAGGUCUCGCCACAAGUGUUCCUGGUGCACCUGUGAAUAACUUGGCUUCAUGUUAUCCACUUGUGUUAAUACAUCGUUACUCUCUCUACUGUAAAAAUCCUCACAUUCAGCACCUUUACUUCAUAGCGUCUGGGGUUAGCAUCGCACUUUUCAACUAUGGUCAGAAUGUGGUGCACUCAGCUGUCUGUGUCCUCGUGGCCUGGCUCCUCCUGCUGGUCAUGGGCGGAACGCUUCUUUCAGUUAUUAUUUCAUUUGUCUUCCAAAUGACGUAUCUUCUUGUUGGCUACUACAUGACUGGCACUGACACAUACGACAUAAAAUGGAGUAUGCCCCAUUGCGUGCUGACUCUGCGCCUUAUAGCAUUGACCUAUGAUGUCUACGAUGGGAGAAAAGAUCCUGAAAAGUUGUCUGGUGAUCAGCAGAAGACUGCCCUGUCAUUCACACCAACCCUCAUUGAAAUAGCUGGCCACACUUACUUCCCAGCCUCCUUCAUGGUGGGACCACAGUUCUCCAUGAGACGCUAUUUGGACUUUGUCAAGGGUUCCUUGGUGGGUUGUGAACUGCCUCCCUGUUUGAUGCCAGGGCUGCUGCGAGGAAGUCUAGGAAUGUUCUAUUUGGCCGUGUAUCAAGUAGGAAUCAGCUGGUUACCCGAUGCAUUCAUCAACUCAGAAGAAUUUUAUGCUCUGGCACUAUGGAAGCGACACAUUGUGGUGGGACUUUGGGCCAAGAUCACUCUUUACAAAUAUGUUUCGUGUUGGUUGAUAGCUGAAGGCGUGUGCAUUAUGUCAGGACUAGCUUUCAAUGGCCGGGACUCAGCUGGAGGUAUGCGAUGGGAUGGCUGUAGAAACGUCCAUGUCCUUCUCUUGGAGGGCUCCACACAAUUUGGCCACCUCAUUCAGUCCUUCAACACAAACACCAAUGCCUGGGUAGCGCAAUAUGUCUACAAGAGACUGCGGUUCCUGAACAACCGCUACAUCUCCCAGGUGUCGGCUCUGGUGUUCCUGGCAGUAUGGCAUGGACUCCACUCGGGAUACUACGCCUGCUUCUUCAUGGAGUUUGUUGUCAUGAACUUUGAAAGAGAUCUAUCUAACUAUGUGAAGCAGUACCCUCGGCUGGUUGCUAUCUUGAAUGCUGGUCCUCUGAAGUACAUCAAGUUUGUGGUCCUGAAGUUGUACGUCAUAGUCUUUAUGGGCUAUUGUUUGGGACCAUUUGUGCUCUUGAAGCUCCACAGGUGGUGGCAGUUCUACAACUCUUUGUUCUUCUCUGGACAUGUUAUAUUUGCUGGAUGGCCUUUGUAUGCUCCUGCAGUGAAAGCAUUAAUAAAGGCCAUUGGUGGAGAGAGAAUAAAGUUAGAAAAGUCCAAGUGAACCAGUGUAAUAAGAUUGCAUGAAAUAAGAGAGAGACUGUAUGUCCUGCAGCUUCAGUGCAGAUGUGAGAAUACCAAGAUGAUUGUGUCAAGUUAACCUACCUCUCUGCAGUCCGUCAGCUGCACCAACCUUGAUAACUCUGUAAUCAAGUCUAUAUGUAUCUUUUCAUUCAUUCUUAACUUGAUAAUAUCAUCCUAGGAUAAUUCAAUUCAUAUGCAUUUAUCCAACAGUUCCAAGAACUUGUGAAUACAUAGCCUUGUGUUUACACAGUACACUACUUUUCCAAGCAAUAGUAUACAAUAGCCUGUUGCUUAUAUUUAUAUCAUCCUGUUGUGGGAACCACAUGUGUGAAACAUUCUGAGGACAGCUGUUGACACUAGUAGCUGCUUCCCAUGAAGUUUUACUGUGUACACUGACACUUGCACAAUUAUUUGAUUACUUGGUUUGGAGUUUUGUCACUGCCUUUAUUCCAUAAUUUGAAGUCUUUGGUACAUAAUUGAAAAAUAUUUUUGCAUUUUAACAUUUCAUUGUGGAUUUCCCUGUAAGUGGAUCUAAGUCAUGAAAAGUCAAUUUUUCUUGUUGUACUUUUUUUUUUAUCUGAAUUAUUUUGUUGUCACAUUUUGCUUUCUCUUUUGUAAAGAUGAGAUCUUAUCACUGGUCAUUAUUGGGAAGCACAUGAAAACACUUCAUAAUGAGAGUUACUAAGAGCAGGGAUCUUAUUCUGGAGCUGAAUGAUUAAAACUUCCUUUUGUCUUGUUGACACUAGAAUAGGUAUACCAUUUUGAGAGUCUUGUCCAAUGUUCCAUUUCCAAAACUGUACUUAACCUUUUAUCCCUCUUGAAAAUAGCACAUAGAGUUUACUUAACAGUUGUCGGAUGUUGCAACUCAUUCAUAGUCUUGUAUCUUGGUGUCUUUGGUGAUGAAGGGAAUGGGGAUAAAUUUUGAUAGGAUGAUGUUCACUAGUGGUAGCCACAGACAAACCUUCAAGCAUUAGCAACAAACUACUUGUAUGUAUGAGCUUGAGGAGCCCCUUGCAGUGUAGCAAAACAUUUAUACCCUAAAUGACCAGAUUGUUUCUACGAGAUACCAUUUUGUAAUAGUUACUAUUUUUACUUGCGGACUUCAUGAUGACAACAUUUAUAGUUGUUUUACAUGGCAAAUUUGUUUUAUAUGUUAUUAUUAUUAUUGUUAUUAUUAUUAUUAUUAUUAUUAUUAUUUUUUAGCAUGGGUAUAUUGUGAAAGUGAAUCUUUCCAGGUAUUUAUUUGCAAUUCCCUAUCCAGACAGGAAUGUAUGUGUUGUGCUGUAUAUACUGUAUGUAUUUAUAUGUAUACAUCCAUGAAUGUAUGCACAUAGUAAAAUCCAUGAACUUUUAAGAACUUCAUCAUCAAUACAAAUGAACCAUCACUUCCUACAAAUAAAAAUGUGUACAAUAUUACACUGUAUGAUAGUUCACCUCUAUGUCUAGUUUAUAGUGUAGGAGUUAUUGGUCUGUAGUGAUCUGCAGUUAGGUGAUAACCAAGACUGAUACACAUUCACCAAUACUGCAGUGUUAUUUGUCCACAUCUUUAGCAGUGGUGAACAUAAGCUUUGAAGUGGUGUGCUGCCUCAGGGGACUCAAGGUAACUACUUGUUUGCCCUCCAUGAUAUUUCACAGUCUAAGCUUAUGUUGCUGCUGUAAAUUAUAUAGUUUCUCACAUGAAUUCAUUGUGUUGAUUAUUCUGUUGGAAAUAUUUGUUAUAAUUUGUAUACAUUCUAUUUUUCUGUUAUUCCAUAAAUGAAAUAUGGUGACUGUUUAGAAGUAUUACACAUUGCUUUUUAUUGUGUUGUUAUUGUCUUUUUGUAUUUGGAGAAAGAGUUGCAUAAUGAAUUGCCUGCAUUAUAAAGUAAUUGUCACCUGUGGGUAAUGUCAACAGAUUUCUCCGAAAAAGUGUCUGCAUUGAAAGGAUAUGAUACUCUUGUACUUUGGAUUCUUAUGUUCCACAAAUCUUUGACCAAUGUAGAAUUUUCUGUAGUGUGUAUAAGAGAUUUGAUGUGUCAAGUAAAGGUGAAGGAAUGAAGUGUGCAGGACUUAAGGUGGUGUGAACACAUGGAGGGGAUGGUUCAAAGUGAAGUGAUGAAGAGAUUAUAUAUGAAUGUAAUAGGUGUGGAAUGUCCAUGAGGAUUAUUUUCAAUGAAAUGAGUGAGCACAGUGUCUCUUAGUGAGAGUAAGAAAGAAAAAGAGAUAAGAUGAGUAAAGCAUACAAGAGAAUAAUUAGACUAAUGUUGUGGUGAUUGCCUUGAGUUUUUUAGGAACAGCUAGGCCUUGGAUAAAGGAAGAAAAAUAUGUUACAGUGAGAGAGAAUUGUCUUAGCAUUUAGCAUGUGCACAAUGAUCUACUGAGUGCCCUGAAUUACAACACUAUACAGUUGGUUUUAGUUAGACACAAUUUUCAAUUUUCAAAUGAACUUUUGUCAUUCAGGAACAAAUAUUUCUAUGAAUUUGUUUCCAAUAAAGAAACGGAUUUUAAA